AUGGCGGAGAACGACACCCCGCUAAAGCGGGGCAACGCUCUGCUGGCCGAGGGCGAUCACGAGAAGGCCCUGCAGGUCUUCCAAGAGGCCCUGCAAUCUGAUCCCUCCGCGGACGCGCACGAGGCCCUGGCGCGCGCCUAUAUCAAGGGGGAGCGAUACCUGGAGGCAGCAGAGGCGGCGCUCAAGGCCAUCACCGUCGAUGCCGGCCUCGCCAAGGCCUACCUGCGGCGCGGCAUCGCUCUGUUCCACCUGGACGAGUUUGAGACCGCACUGGAGGCGUUCGAGAAGGGCAAGGAGCUGCGGCCGACGCUGGCGGCGUUUGACACAUGGAUCCGCAAGUGCAGGGCAGAGAUAGACGGCGAGGUGGAGGAGAUCGAGCCGCCCAAGGAGCCGGAGCGCCCGCCCGGCGGCCCCAAGAUCACAUUCCUGCCCCCACGAGAGGACCCGCCGUCGCCGCCCUCGCCCGCGUCCCCCGCCGCGGGCGCGGAGCCGACGCCGUUCUACAAGCCCAGGGCCGCGGCAGCCAAGCAGCAGCAGCAGCAGGGCGCGGCGGGGCCGGUGGCGCCGUCGGGCAACGUGCCGAUCCCCAACAAGAUCAGGCACGAGUACUAUCAGGUGGGGGCCGACAAGCUCGUGGUGGACGUCUUCGCAAAGGCCCUCACGCAGGAGCGCUUCCAGGCCGAAUUCCAGGAGCGCCGCCUGCGCCUCGCAGUCCUGCCCGCAGCCGCAGCGGAGGGCGCCGCGGCAGCGGCGGAGGCGGCAGCGGCGGGAUCUGAGGCGGGCGGCGGCGGGCAGGGCCCCGAGUGGGAGCUGGACAUCGAGCUGUUUGGGGCUGUGGACGUUUCGACCUGCAAGUUUGAGAUCCUGCGCACCAAGGUGGAGGUCACGCUGCGCAAGGCGGAGCCCGGCAAGAC
Monoraphidium neglectum is the source of this 914-nucleotide messenger RNA. Its product is annotated as putative Protein SUGT1 like protein. The transcript has 6 exons. NCBI's taxonomy places the organism in Eukaryota, Viridiplantae, Chlorophyta, Chlorophyceae, Sphaeropleales, Selenastraceae. Gene Ontology annotation, cellular component: nucleus; cytoplasm. Gene Ontology annotation, biological process: protein stabilization. Gene Ontology annotation, molecular function: protein-folding chaperone binding. The record is from RefSeq and is a predicted model, not a curated record. The annotation marks the transcript as partial.